Messenger RNA from Diaporthe amygdali, 243 nucleotides. RefSeq names its product UPF0287-domain-containing protein. Lineage: Eukaryota; Fungi; Ascomycota; Sordariomycetes; Diaporthales; Diaporthaceae. The transcript has 2 exons. The record is from RefSeq and is a predicted model, not a curated record. Bases 1 to 243 code for a protein of 80 amino acids.
AUGCAUCCCCACCUGCACACAAAAGACAACACCGCUUGCGAGGACCUCAUGACGGCUCUCGAAGAGUGUCACGAGCGCGGGUUUUUGUGGAAGUCAAUGGGCAUGUGCAAUAGCGCCAAAGAGUCCCUCAGCGCCUGUCUCCGAGCAGAGAGAAGGAAACGCCAGGAUACCAACCGCAACAAGUCUCAGGAAAAGAGGGAUGCCAUUCGGCAAAAGUGGAAGGAGAUUGACGAAAACUCCUAA